CAAGAGAGGGUUUCUUCUCCUGAGAAAUACCCUGUGCAAUACCGGUUUCCCCUCUUGACCUUGGCAUAAGGAUAUUCUAAUGUUAGCCUCCCAUAGUUGAUAAACUUACUAGGACCUUGGAAGCAAAUCAUUAGGCCCAGGAGCAUGGAUCGGAUAUAGACACAAAGUUGGAACAAAGAGGGACCUUGCUUGGCACGUGAGGCCCAUGUUGAAACAAGAGAAGGGUUAACGAUACCUGCGGCGUCAUUGUAGCCCUGGCAUUGUCCCUUGCAAAUUAAUGCGAAUACCUGGCUAUUAAGGAGUUGAAUAGGAAAUAUGAGAUUUGUUUGACUUUUGAAACGUUAGAAGAUGAAGCAAGCCAGAGGCAAAGAAUUGUGGCCUCACAUAUCAGGCAGAAGUCAGGUACACAGCCGGUGCGCUUGCCAAACUCAAAAGUUAAGCAGUUUUAGGUCAGCACCCAAGAAUUUUUGCUUGCGCCUCGCGACACAAACCAAACUUCAACAGGCGCAUUCGCACCUUCCGACAACGUUAAAUUCAACUAUUACUCCUUCUCACUCUACCGCUAUUCGCGACUCUUGCCUGGUGCAAAGUUGCAGACAAACUCUCCAAGAAAGGAAGGAAUUGCUGUGAAAUUUGAACCUUCAUUUUCAUUGCUUCUGGCCCCACUUCUGAAUCUCUUACUUCCACUUCUUUUGCCUCUACUUUAUCGACUCUGCCCCGCGAUAUUUCAUCCGCGAAACCCUUUAACUUCCGCCACGACCACUCAAACAGAAAACCAAUAAAAUGGCCGCCGCUGUAGCUGACACCCCCAAGAUGGACGAGCAGGUCGACCUCACCACUAUUCCCGUCGACCCUGCUGGCAAGGAGGAUUCUUCCGAUGUCAAGGACGACGACAAGCCCGUCACCGUUUUCCACGACAAGGACAACUUCAACGUGAAGCACCCUCUUCAGAACAAGUGGACUCUCUGGUUCACAAAGCCCCCGAGUGGCAAGGGCGACAACUGGAACGAUCUCCUUAAGGAAGUUAUCACCUUCGACUCCGUUGAGGAAUUUUGGGGCGUUUACAAUAAUGUCGCACCCGUUUCCGAGCUUUCCCUCAAAUCCGACUACCACCUCUUCAAGGCCGGCGUCCGCCCUGAGUGGGAGGACCCCCAGAACAAGCACGGCGGCAAGUGGUCUUACCAGUACAAGGAUAAGCGAAACAUUGAUGUCGACCGCCUUUGGCUCCAGGUCAUGAUGGCCGCUAUUGGUGAGACUCUCGAGGACGAGGACGAUGGCGAGGUCAUGGGUGUAGUUGUCAACGUCCGAAAGGCCUUCUUCCGAAUUGGUGUCUGGACCCGUACCAUCGGAAAGAGCAUCCCCGGCCGAGGUGAAGGCGAUGUUGCUGGUGGCAAGGGCCGUAGUAGUGAGAAGGGUAAGGAGAUUCUCCUGUCUAUCGGCCGCAAGUUCAAGGAGGUUCUCGAGCUGCCUGCCGCGGAGCAGGUCGAGUUCUCUGGACACACCGACAGUGCCCACUCAGGCAGCACACGAGCCAAGGCUAAGCACGUUGUUUAAAAGUGCGAGGAUUUACGCAGAGGCACGACGUUGAUUUAGCACGAUAUCCGAUAAUGACCAUUUUCACGUUUCUGAACCUGACGCCGUUCAUCUGGCGAUUCACGAGAGGUCAACGAGUUGUUGAAGCAGAAGCGGGACAGCAAGGAUCGGGCGGCGACUGGCUUGAACCCGGAUAUGUAAACCGCUCAGUCAGCCUGGGCACGAUUUAUCCUUAAUUUCAUUUGGCUCAAUGUUCCAUUGGCGUUGCUUGGAGGGCUGUUUCCCAAGUGGCAUCCACGAAGUAUGAAAAGGGACACCCAUGGAGGGGAAAGGAAAAUAGAUUUUUGUACUUUCAACCAACUGUAAUCAGUUGCUUCACAUGAAUACCUGCUAGGCAUACUCAAUUACUACCAACUUGCUGAAACAAUGUUCGCAUAUACUUGGUGAGUUGUGUGUUACAGGUAGAGCGAUCAUCGAGUUUCAUAUCUUACACGUUUGAUUUUUCAACGAAAGUCGAUCAGAUCAACUCUCGUCCCCGC
Molecule: messenger RNA, 2072 nt
Organism: Fusarium verticillioides 7600
Lineage: Eukaryota; Fungi; Ascomycota; Sordariomycetes; Hypocreales; Nectriaceae
Product: translation initiation factor 4E
Exons: 3
Coding region: 784-1554 (256 amino acids)
Biological process (GO): translational initiation
Cellular component (GO): eukaryotic translation initiation factor 4F complex; cytoplasm
Molecular function (GO): translation initiation factor activity; RNA 7-methylguanosine cap binding
Source: RefSeq, a predicted model, not a curated record